GUGUGGCGGAUGGGGAGCCCCUGCGCGGGGCCCCGGCCCCUCACCCGUCCCGGCGGGGUCGGAAGGGCGUCGAGGUGAGGGACACCGCGGGGAGGAGGGGAAGAAGGAGAGGGUGGCGGUGACCCGCUCGGGUCGCCGAAGUGCCCCGUGUUGUCGAGGCGAAGAGUCGCGCCGUGUCACGGGGCGGUGGGGAACGCUGAACCUUCUUACCGAAACGGUUGUGGGCACGCUUGUAGUCCGGCAUCCAGCCAUGGGCCAACUUGACUGGAGGGUCUUUGCUUGCCCGGGCUUUGGAACAGGAGCCAGGCGUUGUCCGAGGAGCUGUCAGAGCGGUCAGAGGUGCUUGUUCUUAUAAACGGGAAGAACCGUCCAGUGUAAAUCCAGACUUACCAGAAAUGCCGUGUUUUUCAUGGCUCUGUGAAAGUGCUUCACUCUGAACUAUUUGUUUACCUUGAAUUCUCCACUGCAGGAAAUGCGCGGUUAUUCGCUAUAAGACACAUGGAGUGUGGUGCCGUACCGGUGUCUGCUGCAAGUGCUACUUCGAGACAGCAUACUGUCUAAACGUUCCUUAGCCGGCGUAAGAAAAAGAGGAAAAAAGUUAAAUAAGGAUCAGUACGGCUCCAGAGAAAGGAGGCUGGGAGGCUGCUUUGUUAAAAAUCGGAAAUAGUUUACAAACUUUCCUUUUGAAGUGCUGCUUUGAUUUUUAAGCCUCGCUGUUAUGCCUGCAGGACUUGGAGUUUCCACAUCAGUGUUUUGUUGGGUUGUUUUCUUUAGGAAAAAAUCAAAAGGAAAAUAUGGCUUAAGAAAGCAGUAAAGCAGUACAUCUGCCUUCUAGUUCUGUCUUAAACUUUUAGUUGUUCAAGUGCCACGAUUCCUAUUUUCUUUAGAUAUUAAACAGGUACCCUGAACUUGCUGAAAAUCGGUUGUUAAACUGUCAACUGAUGUAAAAGCCAGAAUAUUAAUGGGACACACAAGCACACACACGGGUGUGUAUGUAUAUCAGUAAAACUAUGCACUGCAUUUCUACUCUAAUGCUUGAGAUAGACUGACUGGUUUUUCACUUAUAUGCCAAGUAAUUAAUUACGGAAGUAGUGACUUAGGGGAAAAGAUUUCCUUUUGUUUAUAUUUAGAGUUACAAUUUUAAAAUUUAUCAGCUGUGACAAUGAAUCUUAAUUUCUUGUUUAUAUGGAAUGCGAAUGGAAGAAAACCAUCUAUUUUCUUGGCUUCUAAGUUGUUAGGUUUUGACAUCGAGUACUUUUUCAGCUCAUGAGUUAUCCCGAAAUGUACAUUUUGCCAGCCAUUCUUUAGUGAAACUAAAGAAACAAGCACAUCAAUAAGGUUGAAAUAUGGUUCAAUGGAAAAAAAAAAAAAAAAAUUCCUAUUCCUUAUAUCUUUAUUUCUAGCUUGUGAAACUUUGGCGCAAGAAAAGACUUUUGUAUAUCUCUAUUUUCCCAGACAACUUAAUGCUUUAAGUAGUGCUAUUCUGUAUGUUAGUACUUGUUAUUUUGCUUACUACUUCAGCUCAGGUCUGCGCUGAGAACACAGCGGGGCUUGAUCUCUGAAGUGCUGGUCAACUAAUUCACUGUUUCUUUGUGUGUGCGCACACAACUGAACCUCGGGAGAGAAGAACGCAGAAACCAGCGCUGAAUAACUUUCUUUAUGGGAUUUUAACGUUUUGGAGCAUUUGCUUGUACUAUUUUGUUCCAGCUGCAGCUUUCUAGUAGGCAUGGAAAGGAGUACGCAGUAGUUUUUAUUUCUUCCACCGUUGUCUGUCAUUUCACUCCUGUUUUUAACCUGAGCUGUACUAUCUUGCCAAGUCUUAGUUCAAAGGUAAAGUUUCUAAAUUUUGUGCCUUGAUGUAGUCUCAGUGCUCCACCUUUUAAAAUAUUCGUGCUGUCAGUAUGCUGCUUGACAUUCAGCUGAAGUUUUCUUGGUCUCAGUUUUGUACUUUUAGCUUUUUUCCAAGUCUUUUCAGGUAUUUCUGUCUUUUUGACCAACUCUGCAUUUUGUUUUCCUCACAUUUUCUUCAAAGAAAGCCUUCUCCCAUGUCAAGAUGUUUCCUCCCCCUCCCCCUUCCACCCUGUCUCCUUUCUCCACACAUCUAUGUAGGUGGGAAAAUGUCAUGCUGGCUUGGCUGCUGGUGGGGGCGCUGGGAUUUUAGGGGUUUUCUCUUCAAGGUGCUGAUCUUGCGCUUUCGUAGAAUCGUGUUGCUUUUGCAUGAAGAGCUUGAUUGUGCAACCCUGGUUUACUCAGUGGUCGUCCUGAAAUCAGCAGACUGCUUUUGUCCUCAGUCCAGUAUCUGCUUACAUUGAGGCAUGUCAGUAGUUUCACUCUCGAUAACAUCUUUAAAAUGGAGAAAGUCAGAUUUUCUGACCAUAUAAUAUUAAAAGGAAGAAAAAAUAAGGCACAGUGUUUACAUAGUGGCUUUAACAAAACCAGAAAGGGUCGACCUGUCAGACCCCUCUGACUGACAGCAUUGCUGUGUGUGACAGCGCUGUGGGAAGGCAGGUUUUAGUGUUCUUUUCUGGCCUGCUGGCAAGGACCGUUACUAAUAUGUUAUGCAGGAGAAUCUAUUCCUGUUAGCCCAAACCCAGAAAGAUGAGUCUUGUCUCUUAAAAUCCUGUCUAACAUACUUAAUUCUUGCAGCACACUUCACAUAGAUACUUUAAUAGUUCAGGAAGAAUUAACAUAUAUAGUUUACCUCUUGAAAUUUAUGUGAAUUUUAUCAGUGUUAGAAAAGCUCAGCUUUGAGCUUCUUUUAGGGGGAAAACAAGUUGUCAGACUAAGAGAAGGCAUAGGGUAGCACUAGUGGUCUUAUUUAUAAAGACAGAAUAAAAAGCAAAGUAUAAAAAGACUGCCUUUUAGGAGGAGUGAAUAUUAUGGAUGCUAGCAAGCUGAAAAAGUUCAGCAAGCCAUUAUUUUUGUGAUCUGUUGACCACAGCACACAAGGGAUCUCGACCUCCCAUAAUACACUAUGGCUGGUACUUAAUCUGGGAGUUGCUGAAUGGGUAUCCAGAGGUCAUGGUGCUUGAAAUUCUUCAGUGCAGUGAGCAUGGGCUGGAGACAACUCUGAAUUGCAGAUUGAAAUACCACGGACAGAAAAGAGUUUGGAUGAUGUGUUUUGCCACCAUACCUCUGCAAUUUCAGUUUUAACAAUGGAUAAGUGUAAACACAUAGGACAUCUGCGACUGGCCCAAGAUCACUCCAUUCUCAAUCCUCAGAAAUGGCAUUGCGUGGACUGCAAUACUACCGAAUCUGUCUGGGCAUGCCUCAGCUGCUCACAUGUGGCGUGUGGAAGAUACAUUGAAGAACAUGCACUAAAGCACUUUCAGGAGAGCAGUCACCCGGUGGCAUUGGAAGUCAACGAGCUGUACGUUUUCUGUUAUCUCUGCGAUGAUUAUGUUCUUAAUGAUAACGCAACUGGUGAUUUAAAACUGUUGCGAAGUACAUUAAGUGCAAUCAAGAGUCAGAACUAUGAGUGCACUACUCGAAGUGGGAGGACUUUACGUUCUAUGGGUACAAGUGAUGAUUCUUACCUUUCACACGGUGGUGCCCAAGCCUUGCUUCGGAAUGAAGAUCGCAUGUUCACAGCUCUUUGGCACCGUCGGCAUGCGCUCCUGGGGAAAAUAUUCAGAUCCUGGCUUGAGGUGACACCUACUGGAAAAAAGAUUUUGGAAGAAGAAAGGCGUCUGGAAGAAGAGGAGAGAAGGGAGAAAGCUAGGAAGAGAAGACAAGAACGGAAGCGUGAGUUGAAAGCGGAGAUGGAAAAGAUGCCUCCAAGAAAGAGCAGUCGUUUACAAAAUCAGAUUAGAAUGUCCUCAAAAUCAGCGCCCUGCCUGCAAAAAACAUCACAGAACAUGAAAUCUGCAGCAGAAUUGAAAGAAACCUAUACCUCAGAUGAAGUAAGAUUGAAAAAAAGUGACUCUCCAAUGAAACGAAGGCCCACGGUGACUCCGGGGGUAACGGGACUGAGAAACCUGGGCAAUACUUGCUAUAUGAAUUCUAUCCUGCAGGUAUUAAGUCACUUACUUAUUUUUCGAGAAUGCUUUUUAAAGCUUGAUCUCAACCAAACUCAGGAACUGCUGGCAACAGCAACCAAGGGCAAAACCAGAUCUUCAACUAAACACCUGUCAAUAGCUGCCUCAGCAUUACAUGUGAAUGAGAACCAAGAGAAAGUAAAGGGAUCAUCUUCUGUGAGGCGGCCCAGUUUAUCCUCUGGCUUAAGUGGAGGAGCAUCAAAAACUAGAAAUAUGGAACUUAUUCAGCGCAGGGAGCCCAGCUCAAAGCAUAUUUCUCUCUGUCAUGAGCUGCAUACUCUGUUCCAAGUUAUGUGGUCUGGCAAGUGGGCACUGGUGUCUCCUUUUGCCAUGCUUCAUUCUGUGUGGAGACUAAUUCCAGCCUUCAGAGGAUAUGCCCAACAAGAUGCUCAGGAAUUUCUUUGUGAACUUUUGGAUAAAGUGCAGCAGGAACUGGAGACUACGGGGACCAGAUAUCCAGCAGUCAUCCCUGCUUCUCAAAGAAAACUUAUAAAACAGGUUUUGAAUGUGGUUAACAAUGUUUUUCAUGGACAGCUAUUAAGUCAGGUUACAUGCCUUACCUGUGACAAUAAAUCAAAUACCAUAGAACCUUUCUGGGACCUGUCCCUGGAGUUUCCUGAGCGGUAUCACUGCAACGGCAAGGAGAUGUCAUCUCAGUACCCAUGUCUGCUGACAGAAAUGCUGGCCAAGUUUACAGAAACUGAAGCUUUGGAAGGAAAGAUAUAUGCAUGUGAUCAGUGCAACACAAAACGAAGGAAGUUUUCUUCUAAACCAGUUAUACUCACAGAAGCUCAGAAGCAGCUUAUGGUGUGUCGACUACCUCGGGUUCUCAGAUUACACCUGAAACGGUUUAGGUGGUCAGGGCGCAAUCAUCGUGAAAAGAUUGGCGUACACGUUAAUUUUGAUCAAAUGCUGAACAUGGAGCCCUACUGCUGCAGAGAAUCCCUCAAGUCCCUCCUGCCCGACUGCUUUAUCUAUGACUUGUCUGCUGUGGUAAUGCAUCACGGGAAAGGAUUUGGCUCCGGGCACUACACUGCCUACUGCUACAAUUCAGAAGGAGGAUUUUGGGUACACUGCAACGAUUCGAAACUCAACAUGUGCACUAUGGAAGAAGUAUGCAAGGCUCAAGCCUACAUUUUGUUUUACAGCCAACGACGUACUCAGGCAAACGGACAUGGUAAAGCACCGCGUCCUAGCACAGCUGAAAUCCAGCAGCACGCAGAAUUAGCUGACUGUUCCAUGAUCAACAGUAUCAGCUAAUCCAAAGCCAGUUAACUGUAUGUAUGGUAAAAGGUUGAAUUGUCCUAACUAUAUAUUUUUAAAUGAAAGUACAGUAUUGUACUUUUUUUACUUCGUGGAUCUGUGUACAAUGUUUAUAUACUUUUGUAUUAGUUAAAGUACUCUUUACAAUUGUUAGUAAAAGUUUUUAUUGACAGUAAGUAACUUUCUAAGUACCUAGAAUUUCAAUACAACUAUUUUUUUAAGAAAAAGAUUGCUUUUUAAGAAAAAAAUUUGCAUUUAACUCUUACCUCAGGCUGUUUUUUAAGGCUGGUUUUGUAUUUUGAUAAUCUUUUUGAAUUGGUUUAGAAAAAUGACUUGCAACGGGCAACUGAUGUUUCUCUGGUUAAUUUUCUAUGUAUGCUCGUGUACAUUUUAUAGUAUAGUUCUAAUGAUAUCACAAUUGUUACUGUCUGCAGGAAUUACUAUUAGGUCUUAGAAUAUUAACAUUCACCAACGAGGAAUGUUCUACACAUCAAAUAGUAACUGAACUUUUCAUAGGAAACAUUUCUGUAUAUUCUUCACAACUAAAGUGAAAUUAUUUUGUAAGCUUCAAAGGGAGCCUUCAAGGGAGCUACACUAAAGAUAUGUCUAUAGACUUUCUUAAAAUCUGAAAUUGAGGAAGUAGAACAUGAACUUAUUUUCAUGUAAGUAUUUAAGAGAAAUGUUUGAAAACACAAGAAUGUAUCUUUACCCAGACUUCCAUGUUUUAGCCUUAGGAAGUCUGACAACUUAAACUCAAGUGCCAAAUUCAAAGUACUUUGACAACCAGGGGCUUUUAAUUCCAGUAAAGCUUUCUUAAAAAAAAGCCAAGCACACACAAACAAAACCACACUCACCCACCCCACUGUCACUGCUACAAGAACAUUCGGCAUUGGACAAGGUUACUUUAAACUGUAGCAAGCCUUGUAUGUCUCGUUAAUCUUUGAGUCAAACCAAUGAAAAGAAGCUGUAACUGUUGUACAAAAGCAUUUUCAAUAUCUGACUUGUUUCAUUACCUACAACUGCUGUGCCUUCUCCACGGUCCUACCACUAGCAUUAACACAGCUAUGCAUCGAGGAGACUCCAACAAGCAGGAAUUAUCAGUCCUCCGCAUACAGUAGUUAAUGCCAAGUAAAUUUGAAUUGUGAAGUUAUUUUGCGUAAGUCCUAUGCAAAUUGUUACCUCAUCUUCUGCAAAGUUUAUACCUCAAUAAAAUGCCUUGAUGUGGACAGAAAA
This is a messenger RNA of Strigops habroptila (Kakapo), 6533 nucleotides long. RefSeq names its product ubiquitin specific peptidase 44 (gene USP44). The transcript is spliced from 6 exons. Gene Ontology annotation, biological process: protein deubiquitination. Lineage: Eukaryota; Metazoa; Chordata; Aves; Psittaciformes; Psittacidae. Gene Ontology annotation, cellular component: cytoplasm. The coding region runs from base 3156 to 5297 and encodes 713 amino acids. Gene Ontology annotation, molecular function: zinc ion binding; cysteine-type deubiquitinase activity. The record is from RefSeq and is a predicted model, not a curated record.